Messenger RNA from Dioscorea cayenensis subsp. rotundata (Guinea yam), 1815 nucleotides. Its product is annotated as protein REVEILLE 6-like. The record is from RefSeq and is a predicted model, not a curated record. The transcript is spliced from 11 exons. Bases 16 to 1383 code for a protein of 455 amino acids. Gene Ontology annotation, molecular function: DNA binding. NCBI's taxonomy places the organism in Eukaryota, Viridiplantae, Streptophyta, Magnoliopsida, Dioscoreales, Dioscoreaceae.
UUUGUGAUACACUCAAUGUAUACGUCAUUUAAGUUACCUUUUUGUGACAGUGAUGCUCAUUCGGAUAAGAAAGCAGGCUUGGCCACCCAAGUUAUUGGUGUGCUUGAUCUAAGAAGCAGCAAGAAGUGGGGCAAAUCUAGAACAAGUGGGAACAUCCUCGCAAGCACCGGCCACAGAAAGUCACAAGUUGUCAUCUUGAGGCUUGGAAUUCGAGGGGCCACGCAACUACUCAGUUCACCACCCGUCUCUCUCUUUCUCUCUCUGUGGAACGAAAGCUACUUCCACUACCUCACAAGACCACCAGAGCAAACAGCCAGCGAAAGCAGAACCACCAGCAGCCUCACGCCACCGGAUCACGAUCGUAUGGUGUCUCUCAUCCCAUCGCCGGAGCCACCUGGGUUCUUUGUGGCGGCGGAGGUCCAGCAGCAGCAGCCGCAGGCGCAGCAGCUUGGGAUGGCUCUUGCAGCUGGUGGAGCUGUGCCGACUACGGUCUCCUCGUCUGAGGAUCUGGGGAAGAAGAUCAGGAAGCCCUAUACCAUUACUAAGUCGAGGGAGAGUUGGACGGAGCAAGAGCAUGACAAGUUCCUUGAGGCACUCCAAUUGUUUGAUCGCGAUUGGAAGAAGAUAGAAGCAUUUGUUGGAUCAAAGACAGUCAUCCAGUGCUUGCAGAUAAGAAGCCAUGCUCAAAAGUAUUUUCUGAAGGUUCAGAAGAAUGGUACAAGUGAACAUGUUCCACCACCUAGGCCCAAGCGAAAAGCAGCUCAUCCCUAUCCACAGAAGGCUAAUAAAAAUACUCCUCUGUUAUCUCAAGCUACAACGCCUCUUCAAGGGUCCUCCUGUCUGAUUGAAGCAGGUUAUCCUAUCCGGACAGAUUCAUCUUCAGUACUUAAAAACUCAAGUCCUGCUGCAACAGUCCCUUCCUGGGCACAUAGUUCAGUUCAGCCUGUUCUUGCGGCCCGCAUUAAUAAAGAUGAUAUUGGAACUCCAGGAGCUGGGUUUGUUAAUAAUUGUGUUUGUAGUAGCACUGAAAGCUCUCCCAGGACAUGGCCUGCUUGUGAAACAACUGAUCAAGGGAAUCAUGUCCCAUCACUUCGUGUGAUGCCAGAUUUCGCUCAAGUAUACAGCUUUAUAGGGAGCGUGUUUGACCCAAGCACAACUGGGCAUUUGCAGAAACUGAAGGAGAUGGAUCCAAUUGAUGUUGAAACAGUUUUGUUGUUGAUGAGGAAUCUCUCCAUCAAUUUGACUAGCCCUGAUUUUGAGGAUCAUAGAGUGUUGCUCUCAACAUAUGAUGAUUCCGCAGAUGAAAUCAAACACCACAGCACCAACAAUGCUCUCCGGGGUGAUGGAAACAUGAAUGCAACUCUAAUGGUGAAAGGUGAAUAACGACAGCCUGUUUCCAAGCUUCCAUACUUGGAAUACAAUAGAGACCUGUAAAGUGCCUGAGCUGACACGAAGCUUUGCAAUUUGGGAAGCGAAGAAUUCGGCAACCAUUUUGUUCUUUCAGUGUACUCUAAAAUCACAAAUUUAUAAUAAGGGGCCAUGUAUGAUAUUUCUACAGGUAGUUUUGGGGGGGCCUGUACAGAUCUGCUGCACAUCCCCAUUCCUGAGCUAAGUUUUGACUGUGUGGGUCAGUUAUUUUUAUCACUGUAUAUAAAAUCCCAAUAAUCAUCUGGCUUUGUAGGGCCUCUUGUAUGUAUCCAUGUAUCAAUAGAUUGUGAUUAGUUUGCUUUGAGAUCUCCCUCUUUUUUGUUUUUUGUUUUUGUAUUAAUUUAACUUUUCUGAGGCUGUGGAUGAUAAGAGAGUUUUCGGUGUGAA